Molecule: messenger RNA, 3688 nt
Organism: Labrus bergylta (ballan wrasse)
Lineage: Eukaryota; Metazoa; Chordata; Actinopteri; Labriformes; Labridae
Product: schwannomin-interacting protein 1
Biological process (GO): positive regulation of hippo signaling
Cellular component (GO): cell junction; plasma membrane
Source: RefSeq, a predicted model, not a curated record
AAGUAGGAAGAGCGGAAGGGGGGAGGAAAGGGGGAGGAAGAAGGAAAGGGAAGGUCCGUCCUCCCUCCACACGGAGUCAAACUUCUCUACAACACUUUCACUACCUUGUCUUCCAUGUCUGAAUAAAACGGGGGAAGCUUUUCUUCGUCGCGGUCAGCCCUCAAAGUGGAUCCGGCGGGCUGACGGGACCCGCGGGGUGACGGACUGCGACAUGUCGGAGGGAUCCGGGGCCGAGUGGAUGCGACUGUGAGGCGGGUAAAACCCUCCGAGGUCUCCCUGCUGCUGAAGAUGGAGAGAGAGAAAGAGACAGCAGAGGAGAAGGAGGAGGAGGAAGAGGAGGAGGACAACGAGCUUCAUCAUCACAUCGCAGCCGCCUCCUCUGUGGACUACCUUCCCAUCAUGCACUGGGACGACCUGAGUCAGAGGAUAGCGGAGUUGGAGAAACAGGAGCAGGAGAGGAGGGAAAAGUCAAAGAGAGGUGAGGUAAGGAUGGGGGAGAGCCACGGGGGAGUGUGGAGGGACGUGUGGGAGGAAGAGGAGGAAGACUUCCGGAGGUGCAGAGUCGCUUCUGUCGCCUCACGAUUUCACAACCACAGAAACCUGCAGCUGUGCUUCAUCAACAACAGCGACAGUGAAGACGACGAGGAGGGAACCAAGAAAAAGGUUUCCAUGGGACCGGGGGGAAUUAGUUGCCAUGCCGCCGCCGGGUUGAAACAGGAAGUGAUCAUUGCCCUGAGGACGCUGAGAGACAAACUGCUGGCUGAACAGAAGGAGAAGGAGCAUCUGGCUGGCUGCAGCAAUGUUGCCAAGCGGAAACAUCUGGAGUGUUGGGAGCUUCAGGAGUGUUCAGAGAAACAGCUCCGCAGCCUGAGAGGGACACUUCAACAGGAAGUACACGCUCUGAGCUCCGAGCUGGUGGCUCACCUGUUGGUACGAGACCAGCUGAGAACGAAGCAGGACGCCAUGCUGCUGGACGUGCAGGACCUGACCUAACACCGGGACCACAGAAUACCCCGUCCAUGUGAACGAGAUGACUCCACUUCAAUGUGAACGUUUGGAUGCUUUGUGACCAGGAGAAGCUGCUCGCCCACGUCCGACCAGAAGUCUGUUUCCAGGACGACUAAUUAAAGAAAACUGACCAGCGAGUGAGCAGCGUUCAGGGAAACAAACGGAGAUCUGAAUGGAAGCUCUGCAUGAAAGGAAGUCCUUAAAAGUCGCUCAGCAUCGUCGAGAUCAAACGUUAGCUCAUAUCCAAGGGAAAGAAAAGCCUCUGCACGUGACGGCGCGUUCAUAUGGAACAACAAAGGUCGUAAACAAACAAUCACAUGUUGGUUUUUGUUGGGAAGUAAUAUCUGUAUUCAAACAUUCCCAUCACGCCUCUCUCUCUGUAAAGGUGUUGAAUUAUCCAUAUCUGUGAGGCCUGUGUCAAAAAGAGACAAAAUCUCAGCUAUUUGAGCUUUUUUGUCUUUUUAUUUUCAGCCAUUUUAAACGUUAAGUUCUCGUUAUUUGGUCGACCUUUAACGCCACUCAGGAUCUGAGGAGAACGUUGUUUACUUUUCAGGAAUCUUCUUGCAAAUGUGCGGAAACUUUCGUUUCGUUCAACUUUUCAAGGAUUUUCCUAAGAAUUUUCAGGAAAUUUUGCAGAAAUUUAGUUUUUGCUGAAGUUUCAGGAAUUUUAGGGGAAAUUUUCUUAGAAAUUAAGGGAACUUUUUGUUCAGAAAUUUUAGGAACUCUUUUCCUAGAUCUUUCAGAAGCUUUUGUCUGGAAUUUUCAUUUGAGUUCUCUGGUGAAUUUCCUGGAUAUUUCCCUGUGAGUUUUUUUGUUUUCAGAAGCGUUCGUCAGAAGGUUUUUGGAAGUUUCCCCAGAACGUUUGUAAUUAAACUGAACUGUUUUAAAGUUUUGUAACCUUUAACCGAGAGCACAAAAUCAGUUGUACAAAUAUUAGAAAGAAUCUUGAAAAUCUGAAUUAAAUUUGGACUGCAGUACCCAUUUUAAACACUAGAGGUCAGAGUUACAUACUGCUCCUUUAAAGAUCCUUGAAUUCAUUUCAUUGGCUGAUAUAGUAUUACAUUUAAAUCUUUAAGAUUUUAAUUAAAAACAAAACUUCCUUCGACAUAAUGACGUUUCCCACAAUCAUUCAAACAAAAGGAUUUUUUAUUUCCUGUUUGUGAAAACUCUACUUUAAUAUGCAAAUAAGGGAUGUUAACUUAUCUUAUUUAAGUUUGAUUGUGUUUAAUACUUUUAUAUUUUUAUUAUAUUAAUAUGGGAACAUAACACUCACGCAGCACAUGUAGCGAGACGUAACCCAUGCCGUUUUAUAUUUCAUGUUUUAUUCUGAAAAAUCGUCUUGGAUGUCUCAGAUGAUCAUCUGCACCUCCAAAUAAAAGAAGGAGGAGUGCCGGUAGCGUAGUGGUUAGAUCGUGCGUCCCAUGUACAGAGGCUUUGGAACUCCAAGCGGGUGGCCCGGGAUCAAACCUGACCGCAUGUCAUUCCCCUCCCUCUCUCUCUCCAUCUGAUUUCUGACUCUUUCCGCCGUCCUGUCUCUACAGUAAAGGCGCAAAAGGCCAAAAUUAAAAGAAGUUGAUAUUGGAUUUUAGCGACAGCAACGUGGCCGUCCAUAAGUUUCAAAAGAUUACCAACGAUAUAAUAUUUUCAGGAUUUGUGUUUGUAGUGAUUUUAAUGAUGGCGUGAAACCUCGUUUAACAAACAAUGCUAAACCCGUCAGGUACCGUCCGUGAUGACGUUAUAAUGAAGAGAUAAAUGCACUUAGUUUAAACAUCCCACCAACAUUCUCUGUUUUCUAUCCUUCUCAAAUGUUUUAUAUAUAUAAAGUAUUAGUCCUUGUCCACACGUAGGCGGGUCUUUUUGAACAUAUGGCUUUUUCUGUGCAUUUUGAUCUUUCAUUCGCAAACGGCGUUUCAGGUCCCUGUAAACUCUCCUUUAGUAAAACUCCUUCCCAGGGUGGAGAUGUUCAGAAACUACGUUUAAGGUGUUUCUGUGUGAGGACAUUGGGGGUCCCACCACACAAACCCCAUCGCUACAGUCGGCGGUUUUGGAUGAGACUCCGUUGGACUUUGGGAAGGUGGGAGAACUUUGACGAUGAAAUGGUCGUUGCGGAGGAAUCACCGUCUGUUGACUUGGCGUGCGUUGUUGCAUUUUCAUGUGGACGAAGAUGUUUUUGAGAACUGAGCGUGUGUGGACGAGGUUAUUUUAAAAUAGGGUAGGAAACCUUUUUUUAAAAAUUCCUGCCUUCUUGUGGACUCGGCCUGAUUCUGACCUCAGUGAAUUAUUUUGGUGUUAAUCAGGGAUUCAGAUGAUUUAUAACGAGGCGUUUUUAAACCACUCCUACCAAUGUGGCCAGCUGCAGGAAUGAUACUGACUGAAUGUCGUACGGAUGUUACUGUAAAGAAAAUGUUUCUUAUUUUUAACGUAAAGCUAUAAACGACAUCUAAACUGUGUCGUAUGAAACGGGACAUAAAUACGAGAAGACUUUAAAAGAGUUAUACUUGGCGUUAAUGUGGUCGUGGAAAUUAGCUAACAAAGAAGCUAACAAUGUAAACGAUUUAUUAUUUCAUUGAGACCGUGGGCAUAUGUUAGAGAUGUGUUUUCAGAUGUAAAUAAAUACAUUUAAAAUAUAUUUUGUGAAUGUAAACAUUAACUCUGAAAUAUACUUUGAUGUCAAGCUACA